Agelaius phoeniceus (red-winged blackbird) is the source of this 1867-nucleotide messenger RNA. The record is from RefSeq and is a predicted model, not a curated record. Lineage: Eukaryota; Metazoa; Chordata; Aves; Passeriformes; Icteridae.
AAAUCCCGCCGAGCCCGGCGCUUCCAUGGUGCGGGAAGGCGGCAUGGCCCGGACCCCCUACAGCUCCACGCAGGACAUCCAGAUGGACGUCUUGGACAACGCCGCCCUCCAGGGCAAGUACAGCAGGCGCAAGAGCCGCUUCAAGCGCUCGGACGGCAGCACCUCCUCGGACACCACCUCCAACAGCUUCGUCCGGCAGGGCUCGGCUGAGUCCUACACCAGCCGCCCCUCGGACUCGGAUGUGUCGCUGGAGGAGGACAGGGAGGCGCUGCGCAGGGAGGCCGAGCGCCAGGCCAUGGCCCAGCUGGAGAAAGCCAAGACCAAGCCGGUGGCGUUCGCCGUCCGCACCAACGUGGGCUACAACCCCUCGGCCGGGGACGACGUGCCCGUGCAGGGCAUGGCCAUCUGCUUCGAGCCCAAGGACUUCCUGCACAUCAAGGAGAAAUACAACAACGACUGGUGGAUCGGGCGGCUGGUGAAGGAGGGCUGCGAGGUUGGCUUCAUCCCCAGCCCCGUCAAACUGGAGAACAUGAGGCUGCUGCAGGAGCAGAAGAUGAGGCAGAACCGCCUGAGCUCGAGCAAAUCGGGUGACAACUCCAGCUCCAGCCUGGGCGAUGCGGUGACAGGGACGCGCCGCCCCACGCCCCCCGCCAGCGGUGGCCUGGACAUGGCCAGCUUUGCCUUUGAGCCCGAUGAGUUAGAGGAGGAGGAGGAGGAGGAGGCCGUGGAGGCGCAGCGCUCCCCUAAGAGUAGCGUGAGCAGUGUCACCACCCCCCCCGCCCACAGCAAGCGCAUCCCCUUCUUUAGGAAGACCGAGCACGUGCCCCCGUACGACGUGGUGCCCUCCAUGCGCCCCAUCAUCCUCGUGGGGCCCUCCCUGAAGGGCUACGAGGUGACAGACAUGAUGCAGAAGGCGCUGUUCGACUUCCUGAAGCAUCGCUUCGAUGGCCGGAUCUCCAUCACGCGGGUCACAGCCGACAUCUCCCUGGCCAAGCGCUCCGUGCUCAACAACCCCAGCAAGCACACCAUCAUCGAGCGCUCCAGCACCCGCUCCAGCCUGGAUGUCUUGGCUGAGGUGCAGAGUGAGACCGAGCGCAUUUUCGAGCUGGCCCGGACGCUGCAGUUGGUGGCCCUGGACGCCGACACCAUCAACCACCCUGCGCAGCUGGCCAAGACCUCGCUGGCCCCCAUCAUCGUCUACAUCAAAAUCACCUCCCCCAAGGUGCUGCAGAGGCUGGUGAAGUCCAGGGGGAAGUCCCAGGCCAAGCACCUCAACGUGCAGAUGGUGGCCUCGGACAAGCUGGCACAGUGCCCACCUGAGAUGUUCGACAUCGUUCUGGACGAGAACCAGCUGGAGGAGGCGUGCGAGCACCUGGCCGAGUACCUGGAGGCCUAUUGGAAAGCCACGCACCCGCCCAGCAGCAACCCCCCGAACCCGCUGCUGAGCCGCACCAUGGCCACGGCCGCGCUGGCCGCCAGCCCCGCGCCCGUCUCCAACCUCCAGGCUCCGCACCCGGAGGGGGAGCACGGCCGCCCCCGGCAGGGCCCGGGGGACUCGGGGGGCCGCGGCCAGGGCAGGGUCCCCCCGCCGCCCUCCCGCCCGGGCCCCCGCAGCCUGGCCCGCCAGGACACCUUCGACACGGAGGCUCCGGGCAGCCGGGACUCGGAGCCCGGCGAUUCCUGCUGCAUGGACAUCGAGAUGGAUCCCGUCGAGGAGGAGCCGCCGGGCACCCCCGGGGCCGGCCCGCAGCCCCCGCCCGGCUCCUGGGACGGGGCCGAGCCCGGGCUGCGGGGCCGAGCCAAGGGCCAGGAGCCCCUGGGCCAGAGCGAUGGAGAGGGCUGGGGCCGGGACGUUUACAUGCGUUAG